Serinus canaria (Common canary) is the source of this 2985-nucleotide messenger RNA. Its product is annotated as adhesion G protein-coupled receptor L1-like. The record is from RefSeq and is a predicted model, not a curated record. Gene Ontology annotation, biological process: heterophilic cell-cell adhesion; adenylate cyclase-activating G protein-coupled receptor signaling pathway; cell surface receptor signaling pathway. Bases 1 to 2985 code for a protein of 994 amino acids. The transcript has 18 exons. Gene Ontology annotation, molecular function: latrotoxin receptor activity; G protein-coupled receptor activity. NCBI's taxonomy places the organism in Eukaryota, Metazoa, Chordata, Aves, Passeriformes, Fringillidae. Gene Ontology annotation, cellular component: presynaptic membrane; axon; postsynaptic density.
AUGACCCUCCCCUUGUCCGUCCCAUGUCCCUAUGUCCAUCAAGUGGAACAAAAAGUUUUCGUCUGCCCGGGGGUGCCGCAGCGCGUGGGGCCGGCGCUGUCCACGCACGAGUCUCCGCACCAGGCGGGCGGCUGGUGCCGGGACCCGCUGCAGUCGGGGGACCGGCUCUACGUGCUGCCCUGGGUGCCGUACCGCACCGACACGCUCACCGAGUACGCCUCCUGGGCCGACCUGGUGGGCGCCCGGCCCGCGGCCACGCACCGGCUCCCGCACCGCGCCGACGGCACCGGCUUCGUGGUGUACGACGGCGCCGUGUUCUACAACAAGGAGCGCACCCGCAGCAUCGUCAAGUACGACCUGCGCACCCGCAUCAAGAGCGGCGAGACCGUGGUGGGCGCCGCCAACUAUCACGACACGUCGCCCUAUCGCUGGGGCGGCAAGACCGACAUCGACCUGGCGGUGGACGAGGAGGGGCUCUGGGUCAUCUACGCCACCGAGGGCAACGGCGGGCGGCUGGUGGUGAGCCAGCUGAACCCCUACACGCUGCGCCUGGAGGGCACCUGGGAGACCGGCUACGCCAAGCGGGCGGCCUCGGACGCCUUCAUGGCCUGCGGGGUGCUCUACGUGGUGCGCAGCGUUUACCUGGACGACGACACGGAGCACCUGGGCAACGCGCUGGUCUACGCCUUCGACACGCGGCGCGGGCGCGGCUCGGCGCUGGCGCUGCCCUUCCCCAACCCGUACCAGUUCGUGGCCUCGGUGGGCUACAACCCCCGCGACAACCAGCUGUACGUGUGGAACAACCACUUCCUGCUGCGCUACGGCCUCGACUUCGCGCCCCUGGACGGCGACGGUCCGGUGACGACGGAGCAGCCCAGCGCCGCCCCCCCUCACCCCACGGCCCCCCCCCGCUCCGCCGCCCCCCCGUACCCCACCCCCACGGCCCGCCGGGGCCCCCUCACCCCCGGCCCCGGGCCCCCCCCGGGACCCCCCCCGGGCCCCGCGCACAGCGCCGCCACCCCGGGAGGGUCCCCGGGACCCCCCAACAGCGGGGCGGGCCCGGGGGGGCCCGGGGGGGGCCCCGGGGGGGGCGGGGGGCGCCUGUGCGAGGCGCGGGAGGUGCGCAGGGUGCAAUGGCCCGCGGCCCAGCAGGGGGCGCUCGUGGAGAGACCCUGCCCCAAAGGGACCCGAGGCAUCGCCUCCUUCCAGUGCCUGCUGGGGCUGGGGGUGUGGAACCCCCGCGGGCCCGACCUGAGCAACUGCACCAGCCCCUGGGUCAACCAGGUGGCCCAGAAGAUCAAGAGCGGGGAGAACGCGGCGUCCAUCGCGGGGGAGCUGGCGCGGCACACGCGGGGCCCGGUGUUCGCGGGGGACGUCAGCUCGGCCGUGCGGCUGCUGGAGCAGCUCCUGGACAUCCUGGACGCGCAGCUGCAGGCGCUGCGCCCGCUCGAGAGGGAGUCAGCGGGGAAAAACUACAACAAGAUGCACAAGCGGGAGCGAACCUGCAAGGAUUACAUCAAGGCCAUGGUGGAGGCCGUGGACAACCUGCUGCGUCCCGAGGCGCUGGAGUCGUGGCGGGACAUGAACGGCUCCGAGCAGGCCCACACGGCCACCAUGCUGCUGGACGUGCUGGAGGAGGGCGCCUUCCUGCUCGCCGACAACGUCAAGGAGCCCGCGCGCUUCCUGGCCGCCCGACAGAACCUGGUGCUGGAGGUGUCGGUGCUCAACACCGAGGGGCCCCUCCAGGAGCUCGUGUUCCCGCAGGAGCUGGGGGGUGACGGCUCCAUCCAGCUCUCGGCCAGCACCCUCAAACAGAACAGCAGGAACGGGGUGGUGAAGGUUGUCUUCAUCCUGUACAACAACCUGGGGCUGUUCCUGCCCACCGAGAACGCCACCGUGCGCCUGGGGGGGGACGGGGGGCCCCGCGCCCCCCAGCUCGUGGUCAACUCCCAGGUCAUCGCCGCCUCCAUCAACAAAGAGUCCAGCAGGGUCUUCCUGAGGGACCCCGUGGUCUUCACCCUGCCCCACCUGGAGACCAAGAACCACUUUGGGGCCAACUGCUCCUUCUGGAAUUACUCGGAGCGCUCCAUGGCCGGGCACUGGUCGAGCCAGGGCUGCCGCCUGCUGCGCUCCAACGGCACCCACAGCUCGUGCGCCUGCAGCCACCUGACCAACUUCGCCCUGCUGAUGGCACGGAGCCAGAGCUUCCCGGGGCGGCUGAACGAGGUGCUGCUGUCGGUGAUCACCUGGGCAGGGAUCCUGGUGGCCCUGCUGUGUCUGGGCCUGUCCAUCUCGGCCUUCUGCUGCCUGCGGGGGCUGCCCUCGGAGCGCACCACCAUCCACAAGAACCUCUGCAUCAGCCUCUUCCUGGCCGAGCUGCUCUUCCUCGUGGGCAUCGACAAGACGCAGUACCAGGUGGCCUGUCCCAUCUUUGCCGUGCUGCUGCACUAUUUCUUCCUGGCGUCGUUCUCGUGGCUGUGCCUGGAGGGGGUUCACCUGUACCUGCUGCUGCUCGAGGUGUUCGACAGCGACCCCGCCCGCCGCAAGUACUACUACGCGGGGGGGUACUUCUUCCCCGCCGUCGUGGUGGCCGUGGCAGCCGCCGUGGACCACCGCAGCUACGGCACCGACCAGGCGUGCUGGCUGCGGGUGGACAAUUAUUUCAUCUGGAGCUUCAUCGGGCCCGUGGCCUUUGUCAUCCUCGUGACGCUGGUGUUCCUGCUGGUGACCCUGCACAAGAUGCUGCGCAGCUCGGCUGCCCUCAAACCCGACUCCAGCCGCCUGGACAGCAUCAGGUCGUGGGCACUGGGGGCCAUCGCGCUGCUGCUGCUUCUGGGGCUCACCUGGGCCUUCGGGCUCCUCUUCGUCACCCGCGAGUCCGUGCUGACGGCGUCGCUGUUCACGGCCUGCAACGCCCUGCAGGGCACCUUCAUCUUCCUCUUCCACUGCGCCCUCCAGAAGAAGUGGUGUGUUACUGGCGUGUGA